CGGGCGAUUUUUGGUGACGCCUUGCUCCGGGCUAGUGAUGUUCUGGCUUGUUCUUCCUGAUCUCCCGUGCACCAACCAACAUAAUGCCUAAAUUCCUGUCUGACUCUGAUCAUUCCGCCGCAGACAGAGGAGCGCCAGCGGAGCUUAUGGGAGACACGGAACCUCGGUAAUACUCCACCACUCGCAGUGUGCUUUCGGGUCAGAAGGUCAAGUCCGGGCCCCGCACGAGUAUCAACCCAUCACAUUUGCCGCAAAGAACGCACUGUACGCCUGUCGUGAAACUACUCCCGAUUCUUGGUUGGCCAUGGACCAGCUUCCGGACGACGUGCUCGUGGCGGUGAUGCAGUUCCUGGACGUGGAGGACCUCCUCGCCUGCCGCCUCGUGUGCAGGAGGCUCUGCGUCCUGGUCCUGGACCGGGACGUCUGGCGGCACCGAUCGCUCUGCGACGGCGAUUUCGACGCGAGCGCGGUGCUGCGGCUGGCCCCGUGCCUCGACACUCUGGACGUCGGCGGAUGGGACCUAGCAGUGACUACGACCCGGUGCGCCGUAGCAACCUUGAAGUUGUUUUCGUUGUCUACUGGAUCUCCGCAUAACGUCACAGUCGACACCCUGGCCCUGGCUUUUGCCCUAGCCUUGCGCAACCAGGAAUCCCUCGGGCGCCUCAGAAGGCUUCAGCUUGAGUUGCCGACCUUUCGACCGGCGCCUGCAACCGACGCAUUGCUGCGGACGGUUGCGUCGUGUUCUGGCCUGAAGUCCCUCGAAGUCACUGGCUACCUACCAAAGUUUACCCACUACAUUCAACACGGGCCGCCCAUGCCUUCGCUCACGUAUUUCCAGUGCUCGGUCAACAAUAACUCGGCAUCCUUCGUUCACACCAUACUGGCCGGGCACGCGGCAACGUUGGAGGAGGUCAACCUCGUUAUAGACGCAGGUCUCGGUUUCGUUGAGACGGCGACGACGGCUGAACUGUUGGGCACCAUGGAUCGACUCCACAGUCUGCGGUGCAAAUACCUUUCUCCUACCGACGACUGCACGGUGUUGGUCGAGGCGCUCCUCUCGUCCGUGAGGCCCCACCUAGAGCGCCUGGCCCUCCUGGGUGUCCAUGUCGUGCGGCCGCUGCUCCGUCGGCUGCCCUCGCUGCCCGCUCUACGCCACCUCGACCUGGACGCUGAGCCCGUCGACGAGAUGCUCAAGAGCAUCAACCCCGCCACGGCCCCAGCACUGACGCUGCUGGAGGUUGUGAUGCUCGGACAAUGCCGCCAUGCCUGGAUACACGGGGCCGCGGUCAAAGCGACGCUCACGGCCAACCCCAAGCUGCAUAUCCAGCUGUGGUGCAACUCUGAUGACAAGUGCGUUCCCCAGAAUUGCGAGACAUGCGUGGUCGGCUGCCACCAGGAAGUUCAGUGGGAUGAGGUGGUGAGGAUGGGCCUCUACUCGCAUGACCCUGACAUGUGCCCCUCUCCGGAGGACCACACUGACAACACCGAUUGGCAAAGGUCCUACCACCCAACUCCUGACGUCCCCUGCACGUGGAUUCGUUUGUGAUGCAUUUUCACUUCGUUUUCAUUUUUGCCUAUGUUUAUUUUGCUGCAUUUUGAGGAGAUGCUUGAUGUAAAUUAAAAAUUAUUCGCAGUUUCAAGCCUGACAAAUUGUCCCGCUAAGAUGUCCAUUGAUAUUGUUUAGCGUUAGGUUAGAGUGUACACUCCCUCGUUUUGUACAGUUCCACUCGUCCUUUGCCUCUACUCCAACGCUCCUUUUUGUUUUCUUUCCCCCAUAUAUGUCUUUAAAUAUGGGAGCAAAAGACAUGUUUCUGUUGUAUGUAUAUAUAGGGUGCCUGCUUCAAUUUUGCAAAUCGUACGGUUUAUAAGAAGUUGAUUAAAUUAUGGUAACACCGUG
Molecule: messenger RNA, 1897 nt
Organism: Frankliniella occidentalis (western flower thrips)
Lineage: Eukaryota; Metazoa; Arthropoda; Insecta; Thysanoptera; Thripidae
Exons: 2
Coding region: 305-1546 (413 amino acids)
Molecular function (GO): protein binding
Source: RefSeq, a predicted model, not a curated record